Molecule: messenger RNA, 1392 nt
Organism: Drosophila ficusphila
Lineage: Eukaryota; Metazoa; Arthropoda; Insecta; Diptera; Drosophilidae
Exons: 3
Coding region: 59-1258 (399 amino acids)
Source: RefSeq, a predicted model, not a curated record
ACUAGUGACCACGAAAUGGUUCAGUCGGUUGGCGAGGUUUGUUCAGUACGGACGUGAAAUGGGGAUGGAGAACUAUACGGCGGAAUAUUUCGAGAGAGCUUUGUCGAAAGCCUUUCGAUGUGAAAAGCUGCGCGUGGAAAAUUUCAACAUUAAGGUUGUGAGCCAGAGUGGCGAGAACUUUUGCAGCGUCAUCUACCGGGUGUCGCUGGACUUCCGCCGGUCUCCCGAUAGUGCUCUCGAAUCAGGAAAUUAUGUUCUCAAGGAUCUGCUGCCCGUCGCUGCCGAGAUCGGUUCAAAUGAAAAGGACAUGUUUGAGCAACUCCUGCCAGCUAUGUCGGCUAUCCUCAAUAAAUCUGCGACUGAGAUUGGUGAACACAAACUAAGCGCCGACUGCCUUCUUGUGGAGACAUCAGCCAGGAAAGAGAUUUACCUUCUGGAAGAUCUGGGAGCCCUGGGUUACGGAUCUUUUAAUCGCUGUCAGGGCCUAAAUCUAGAAGAAGCCAAAAUUUGCCUAAGGAAACUGGCUCAGUUCCACGGCGCUUCCAUGGUUUUGUUUCAGGAUCAACCCGAGUUGAUCACAAUGCUUGCGCCUUCGAAUUAUAGCAAGGGACUGACUGAUCAUUUCGGCAAGGUUAUUGUUCUAGACGGAACCGAAUUUGCGGCAGAAGCAUUUGCUGAGGAAUUGCCAGAAAUAUCUAAGAAAAUGAAAGCCCAACUACCCCAUGUGUAUACCCGGAAAAUGCAAAGUGUGGUAGAUCCUAAUAAGUCGGCCUUCAAUGCGGUGAUUCACGGUGAUCCCUGGUUAAAUAACAUAAUGUUUGAUGCAACUAACAAAAGAGCAGUACUUGUGGAUUUUCAAAACUGUUUUUGGGGCAGCCCGGCCAUAGACCUUCAUUUCCUCUUCUACACCAGCAUUAAGCAAGAUAUCCUGCUGAAUCAGCAGGAUGAUCUUCUGAAUCACUAUUUUAAUAGUCUUCAAAGCACAUUGAAGCAUUGUGGUUAUAAGAAAACAUUGCCCACUUUUGAUCAACUGAAGGAUGAAAUGCAACGCUGUUUGCUUUACGGCUAUUAUUCCGUUGCCUGUGAGCUCCCCAUUUGUUGUGCUACACCUGAGGCAAGUGCCAAUUUUGGUGUUCACACCUUUGGGGAUCCAGAAGCAAUGCUAAAAAAGCGUCAGCAAUUGUUUACCAACGAAAGAGUGCGUCAGACAAUUAAGGCUUGUCUACUCCAGUUUGAUCAGCAGGGUAUAUUGGAUUAGAAAUGAAAAGAUCCUGUUUCUUUUUAUUUGUUUAAAGCAAUAUUGAUUGUUUUUUAUUAUUAGUAUUUUGUGUGCAGUAAACUGUGCAAUGUAUUUAGAAAAAUUAAUUUCCUUCUCAAACGAAAGCGCCUAAA